Penicillium canescens is the source of this 4353-nucleotide messenger RNA. Its product is annotated as RNA dependent RNA polymerase. NCBI's taxonomy places the organism in Eukaryota, Fungi, Ascomycota, Eurotiomycetes, Eurotiales, Aspergillaceae. Gene Ontology annotation, molecular function: RNA-directed RNA polymerase activity. Bases 1 to 4353 code for a protein of 1450 amino acids. Gene Ontology annotation, biological process: siRNA processing. Gene Ontology annotation, cellular component: nuclear RNA-directed RNA polymerase complex. The record is from RefSeq and is a predicted model, not a curated record. The transcript has a single exon.
AUGAGCGUCGAACCACCCGACGUACCUCGAUUAUCAUUAUCCUUCAGUGAAUCCGCCAAAGGCGAUCGCAUGAGGUACUUGCUUAAGCUUAUUGAGGACGAGGAGUAUAUGGUGGUGAAUGGGCGUGUUGCUGAUACUUCUAUGUCUACGUCUACCCAAAAUACUUCAAAAACAGGCCAUCACAAUCAGAAUCAGACUCAGCGCCAGGAUAAUGCUGCAGGCAAUAAAAGGUUAGCAGAGAAUCCACCGAUAAGUUCUGUGGGCUUACCAAAAAAAAAAAAACGAAGGUUUUCCGUUGAUUAUGACCAUGACCUUGGGGAUGACGAUCUUGAGGAUCCCGAUGAGCUUUUUCAUACUGCGCCUAAUUCGCCUAUUAAGGCUUUGCCUUUUGUCCCUGUGCGGCAGUCGCCUUUGGGGAAGAAUGGGGACGGGGCCUUUCGAUCUCCAUCGAAGGGUUCGGCUAGUUUCCAGUCGCCUGUCCGGAGAGCUAUUAGCUUUACUUCGCCUGCGAGGGGGCAAAAUCCUGUGAAUUUGGUUUCUCCUGUGAAGAGCCAGGGGAGUUUUCAAUCGCCUGCGAGGGCGAGUGUGGUUCAGUCUCCAUUGGGGAAUCAGGGAAGUUUCCAGUCACCAGCGAAAAGAUCGGCGAGCUUGACGUCUCCUAUUAAGAGUCAGUUUGGGUUGCAAUCACUGGCUAGGGACAAUGCGGCUGUUCAGUCGCCAUCCAUGAAUCAAGAAAGCUUCCUAUCUCCGGCGAAGAGUCCAACGCGCUUUACAUCUCCUCCGAAACACAAGGGAAGUGUCCAAUCACCCGCACAAAUGAUGGCCUCUCAGCCGGCAGGAGACUCAAAUAUUGUUCAAUCGCCAGCAAGUAAAUCUGUGAACUUUUCUUCUCCCUCGAAGCCUCAGGGUAACGUUAAGUCACCGACGAGAACCAAGGGAGCUCCCCAGUUCCCAACUGAAAGUCCAACAAAAACUCCGACAGAAACUUCGACGAAGAAUCCAAAACCGACCAACUCACUGUCUCAAUCACCAAUGAGACAAAUGGAUCUUUUGUCAUUCGGGUUUAGUACAAACAAACCUGUCAGCGACGAACCUCCGGCCCAGGAUGGUACCCCUGAGUUCAAGAAACCUAUACUGCUCGAGAGACUCACCGCGAGAUCCGAUAAAUCGAAGCGUGAUAACACAGUCCAGUCUGGCAAUACCAGCUUUUCGACUACGGGAUCAUCGGUCUUCGACUCUCGGGAUACGAGCAUGGAUGAGUCAUUUGAUACAGUCAUGACGGAAAUCACUGAGCUAAUGGACACGCAAUCAACCUAUGCCGACUCGGUAGUUGGGUAUAUGGUCAGUGACGAAAUGACCAAGAGCAUGGACGCUGCUGUCACGUCUAUUAUGGUCAAUCAUGAUCCUGCUGAAACAAAAUACCUCCUGGAGAAAGAACUUAUCGAUGAGCUCUUGUCUGAUGGGCCGUUCACUGUAGAACAUUCGCUACCAGGCACAAUCCCUCUACGUUUCAGAUAUGAGUUGGAACGCGUGGGACGUGCAUGGGGCGUUCCUCUCAACAAAAUGCUUGUUGGUAAUCGUCUUCCCUUCAACAGCCAAGAUGGAUUCUGGUCAUGGCUGAGUGGUCACAGUCAACGUGGUGGCCGUCCACUCCCUGAAAAAUCAUCUGGCAGGGCUUGGGAUGCUGCUGUUGGCGAUUUUAAAACGAACAAACACUCCGAAGCAAUAGUGUUAUCGGGAGACAUGGAAUGGUGUGAAGAAUCCGAGCCGGGGAUCUUCAAACUAACACUGAACCCACUCAAACCGGAGAGGACAUGCCGCUUCCAUAGACGGUUUGGGUCGGAUAGAUUUCUAUCUCUGACUAUUCCAGCCCCGACUCGGCCUCCUUCACAUCAGAGACAAACUUCGUAUCCUUCAGUUCUUCGUGAGAGUAUUGCUUCUUGGCUCACUCGGAAUGACCACCACUGUCUUGGUCGAACAUGGAAGGCAUUCUAUGUCGAGGAAGUAAAGACCAAGCGGAAAGCCAAGAGUGAGCCCCGAUUCCGCGUCGAAUUCUUUGCUGUUGAUGGCGAAGACUUCGAUCGUGGAUGUCAGUUGCCGCCUGAGGUAGCCCCGCCUCGACAGCAGAGUGACCAACAUACACUCAUGGGUGUCGAUGCAUUGCUUGAAUGGCAUAUGCCGAAGGCCACGUACGACAGCCAGACCAACUGCAAGCUCUUCCAGCGUCUAUCACUAGGUUUAUCAAAAACCUUCGUGACAGUUACGUUGAAAACAACACAAGUUCUACGCUUGCGAGAUUACCCCAACAGCACCGUAAUGAAUGAUGGAUGCGCAUUGAUGUCAAGGACUCUUGCAAACCAAAUCUGCAAUCAAUUAGGAAUCACUUCUAGCACACCGAGUUGCUUCCAAGGCCGAAUCGCAGGAGCAAAGGGUCUCUGGAUGGUCGAUCGUCACCAAUCCAGUAUCGCAAGCAUGAACGGCGAUGACAUCUGGAUCCAGAUCUCCGACUCACAGUUAAAAAUCCACCCGCAUCCCGAGGAUUGGAUGGGUCUUGUUGACGACGAGAAGUUGACAUUCGAAGUUGUCAACUGGGCUAAGCCACUACACCCUGUCGAUCUGAAUAUCCAGCUUCUUUCGAUCCUUGAAUAUGGAGGACGUGUCAAGGAGUACAUUGCCAAGCUCACGCGUGAUGGAGUACAAGCGCUUUACCAUGACUUCUUUCAAGUGCUUCAAUCUAAUAGCCCCGUUCUCUGCCGGGCGCUCCUGCAGAAACUUCAGCCUUCUGGUGACAACAUAAUUAGCAAAUCACGGCGGUUGGAGCAGUGGAUGAUGAACGAUGCAGAGACUAUCAUCCGCUUCUCAGAGGCUGGCUUUGAACCGCAGACCUUCUAUCCGCUGCGAGUCAAGAUCCGCAAGUAUCUGACAUGGCUUCUGGAGCGACAGCUCGAGGAACUCAAAAUCCAUGUCCCCCUGUCUACGUAUGCUUACUGUAUUGCUGACCCUUAUGGGGUUCUGAACGAAGGCGAAGUUCAUUUCGGGUUCUCCAAUAACUGGCGAGAUCCGCAAGGUCAAUUUGAGGACAACCUGCUCGAGGGCGUCGAUGUUCUUGUGGGUCGACUCCCGGCUCAUUAUCCCUCGGAUAUUCAACGGUGCAGAGCUGUGUGGAAACCUGAGCUUCGCCAUUUUAAGGAUGUCAUUGUCUUCCCCACGCGAGGUGAUAUCCCACUGGCUCAUAUGUUAUCCGGUGGAGAUUACGAUGGUGAUACGCCGUGGAUUUGUUGGGAUCCGAUGAUUGUGCAGAACUUUCAUAACUCUCCUCUGCCUUCGCAAGAGUUCCCUGCAGAGCACUACGGACUCUCUAAAGAGUCGGUUCAAAUGGCUGAGUUAGUCUCGACGGAAGAUUUUUUGGAGAGUGCGUUCAUUUUCAACCUUACGAUGUCAAAUCUUGGCCGAUGCACGGUUGAACAUGAGAAACUGGCAUACGAUGAAUCAAUUGACUCUCGCAAAGCAAAAGAGCUAGCCUGUCUGUUAAGCCAUCUUGUAGAUGGCCGUAAAGGCGGAGUUCACCUUUCAGAGCAGGCCUGGCAGGAGUAUCGCAAGACUAUAAGUCCCAAGCAACGCGCGCUCCCUGCAUAUCGAAACCCAGAACGCAAGCCCAAAGUUUCAAACAUUAUCGACUACCUCAAGUUCGAAGUCGCAGACCGCGAGCUACGCAUGGUCUUGUCAAAGUUGAAUGAUGCAUUCCCCGAAAGCGAAAUUCACGAUAACCGAGACGAAGACCUCAUGCGUCCAUGGAAGACAGCCGUCGAACUGGCAGAGAAUAGUCCUCGACACCCUGUAGAUCUACGAAAAACAAUCAGUGGGAUCCAAUUAUCAAUCGACAAGCUGUACAAGCAAUGGAUCCAAGGCCACAGCGCCUCAAGCGCAGAAAAAUUUUCCGCCAUUUCACGCCAAGCUGCUGAGAGCGCCAGUGCCCUCGCUCCUCCCCGCAUAUGUACACACCCGCUGAUUCACACCUGGCAGAACAGCCGGACCGAGUGGUCACAGUUGCUAGCUUCGUACGCAUAUGGCCGAUAUCCGCGCUCGGGAUUCGUCUUGCACGCUUUUGGAGAGACAUUAUGCCAGAUCAAGGCGUCUGUCUCGGCGUCUCGCCUUAUUACCAAUGAGGUUCUUGCUUGUUACAGAGUAAACCAGAAGAUGGUCUCCCAUCUCAAGGUUAAUGACUUGCCCGACAACAAUGACAGUGACGGGGACGAAUACGAAGGCGGAGAGGCUAUUGAGACUUUGAUUUCCGUUGACAAAGGCCCCUUUGCUUAUUAUGAUGACUGGGAUGAUGGGAUGUCCGUCGAAUGA